Molecule: messenger RNA, 2379 nt
Organism: Adineta steineri
Lineage: Eukaryota; Metazoa; Rotifera; Eurotatoria; Adinetida; Adinetidae
Source: the annotation of a GenBank genome assembly
AUGAAAAUUGAUCUUCUACCUGCGUUAGCAGCAUUUAUAAGACGUUAUAAAGUAACAAAAUUAUUUUAUAUUAUCGAAGGUGAUGAAGCAUUUGAACGUUAUCAAGCAAUGAUGGUUGCACAAGCACGAGAAAAAAGUUAUGAUAUUUUAGAUAUUCAAGGUCGUCAAUUAAUUGAUAAUACAAAUUCUAAUCAUACAAAAAAUUUAUUACAAAGUGUAGAAAUAAAUGAUCGUGGUACAAAAGAAGAACGUUAUAUUGUACUUGAUUUGAUUGAUAUUCAAAGUUAUAUUAAAUUAUUGAUGCAAAUUCGACAUCAAGGAAUGACAACACCACAUUAUCAUUAUAUUCUAAUGACACUUGAAGCUGAUCGAAUCGAUAUGCGUGCUUUUCGAUAUGGUGGUGUUAAUGUAACGUAUUUUUUACCAAAAUCAGCUUUUAAAAUGAAUUCAUCAGUGAAUUCAUCGAUAACUGAUCGAUUGAGUUUACCAUCGUUCGAAAAGAAAACAUUAGCAGAUGCUUUAUAUUUAUACAUGCAAGCAAUAAUGUUUUUAGAUGAACGAACUCGUGCUAAAAUUGUUGAUUCUGAUUCGACGGAUGAUAAUUUUGAUCAUUUAAAAAUCGAAUGUCGAGCGAAAGGAAGACAACGAUCACAUGAACCAUUUGGUGAAAAGUUAUUUUCUAUAAUGCAAUCCCUUUCAUUUGAUGGAUAUUCCGGCCAUGUAGCAUUUAAUGAAUAUGGUGAACGUAUUAAUUAUACUUUAAAUGUUUAUCAAGUUACAAUGAAUAAAUUACCAAGAAAUAUGGGCAAUUUUACACAUGAUGAUUUUCAUUUUGAUGAUCUUAGAAUAUUUGAAGGCCGUCAAGCACAUGAUUUUGAUAAAGCAAAAGAACGUAUAAUUUCAACAAUUCUUGACGAACCAUUUACAAUGUUAAAUUUAAGUGUUAUUGGAAAUGUUAGUGCAGCAGAUGCAGCUGGUCAAUAUUAUACCUUUGAUCAAUUAUAUGGUUAUUGUGUUGAUUUAGCUCGGUUAAUAUGUGAAGAAAAACUUGAAAUUCCAUGUAAAUUUCGUAUUGUAAAAGAUAAUUCAUUUGGUAAUAAACCACCAAAUGAUCAACCAUGGACUGGAAUGAUUGGAGAAUUAGUACGACAUGAAGUUGAUCUUGCUAUUGCACCAUUAACAAUAACAAGUCAACGAGAAAGUGUUGUUGAUUUUAGUAAACCAUGGAUGAAUCUUGGAAUCAGUAUUUUAAUUAGUAAACCAGAAAAAACUAAGCCAGGUGUAUUUUCAUUUAUGGCACCAUUAUCAAAAGAAAUUUGGAUGUGUGUUACAUUUGCAUAUAUUGGUGUUAGUGUCAUACUAUUUCUUGUUUCACGUUUUUCACCCUAUGAAUGGAGUAUGGAAGAUGAAGAAACAUUUCAAUUAUCAAAUAAAUUUUCAAUUUUAAAUACACUCUUCUUUGCCUUAGCAGCUUUUAUGCAACAAGGUGUAGAUUUUAUACCAAGAUCAAUAUCAGGUCGAUUAGUUGCAGGUGUAUGGUGGUAUUUUUCAAUGAUUCUUGUAUCAUCAUAUACUGCUAAUUUGGCUGCUUUUUUAACUGUGGAACGUAUGGUUACACCAAUUGAAAGUGUAGAAGAUCUUGCUAGACAAACAGAAAUAAGAUAUGGUAUUGUUCGUGGUGGAUCAACACAAACAUUUUUUGAAAAAUCGGAUGUAAAACUUUUUCAACGUAUGUGGACAUAUAUGCAACAAGGUGAUGAUGUUUUUGUUCCUAAUAAUGAAGAAGGUAUCAAUAAAGUUCGAAAAUCGAAAGGAAAAUAUGCAUUUUUACUUGAAUCAACUAAAAAUGAAUAUACAAAUGAACGUUCUCCGUGUGAUACAAUGAAAAUUGGUUCAAAUUUAGAUUCCAAAGGUUAUGGAGUUGCAACACCAGUUGGUUCAGAAUUACGAGAAGCAAUUAAUAUAGCUAUACUUGAAAUGAGUGAAGAUGGUGCAUUAAAUAAUUUAAAACGAAGAUGGUGGUAUGAACGAUCCGAAUGUCAUAGUGGUACAACUAAGGAUUCUAAACAGAGUAAUGCACUUAAUUUAGUUAAUGUUGCUGGUAUAUUCUAUAUAUUAAUUGUUGGUUUAACUUUGGCUAUUGUACUUGCUGUAGUAGAAUUUUUAAUUAAAGCAAAUCAAGAAGCAAAACAAACACGACAUAAUGUUUUUGAUGUUAUGAAACGAAACAUGAGAUUAAGUAUUGCUGGUGUUGAUUUAAAUGAAGGAGCUUCAGCACAACUUCUAUGUAAAUCUCCUACACAAGAGCAAUAUCAAAGUUCUGAACAAUUAUUCGAAGAAAAUGGAGAUAUCGCUAGUGGCAGUCAUAGUCAAGUUUAA